Molecule: messenger RNA, 1083 nt
Organism: Dermacentor silvarum
Lineage: Eukaryota; Metazoa; Arthropoda; Arachnida; Ixodida; Ixodidae
Exons: 2
Coding region: 1-1083 (360 amino acids)
Source: RefSeq, a predicted model, not a curated record
AUGUCCAGCAAGAAAUCAAAGACAUCACGCGGCACUGAAAAGACCGCUAACCGCCACCGCCGCCGAGAGUCAUGCAAGGCCUUGGAGCAGACGCGCGAGUCCUCGACAGAUGUCCUGCCUCCCAACGCAACCACCACAGCAUCGGCAGAAAGAAGCGGCGUCGCCACGUGCGAUCCUGGUGAUGCCUUGAAGGCCGAUGCUACUCAAAAGGUGACAGACGACUGUCCGGAGGCUGGAACAGCGUCAACCGGUGUCGAAAACCGUGCCGGAAACAUAGUGGAAUUGUGGUCCACCGACACCCGUCUUGCUAGGCCGCAGUCGUCCACGGAAACACACUUCCCACGUGUCGAGCCGAUGCCUUCGCAGCCUCCACCGACGACUGUCGCGGACCUUGUCUCUGCGUCACACAGAGUGAGGAACGUGAACGCCGCUGGAGGACAACUGAAUGCCGAGGACUCUAGAGACCAGGGCCCACACACGACAGAUUCUCCGUCACGUGAGCGCUUGAUCGUGCAUGAGAUGGCCACGACUGCCACCGUUCAAGAAACGGUUUCACCGCCGAAAGAAGGGUGCCACGAGGGGAACGCCACAAAGAGCCAGGAGGGGGCGGCUCUGUCUCCGCAGAGCACCGUGUCCCCUUUGAGCACGUUGUCUCCUGACAACCGCACCACGGUCACAGCCGAGGGCACGUACGCGUCUCCAGGCGUAUUGGGCAGUGUGAUGACAUCCAGUGUGAGCCCUGUCUCGGACGGAUCCUUAGAUAAGGCCUCCGGUCCGCUUCCGGCACCCAGCACCGCUACAGGACAAGCGGCAGGGGCGCAAGAGGGCAACCCUGAAGGAGGCACGGUGACCGAGGGUCCACCGGUUAGUCUAACAGGCCCCAUGGCAGCCGCUACAACUAUCGAGGUGCGGACGACGGUGCUUGAAGCAGACCAGAAGGGUCUCAAAGUGGCACAACCGACCAUUGCAGACCGCGAACACCACGAGGCGCCAGCGUCCCAGGGCCUCUCUAGCUGUGUCCCCGGAGCUGGAAGAAUCCUUCUACAAGAGAAUGGCAGUCAUCGUAAGCUGUCCAAUUUCUAA